GGACCAGGCAGCGGAGGGAGGGCGAACAGCAGCAGAAACACCUCCAGCUUCUCCUGCUGCUGACAUUUUUCACCCCGACACAGCUGCUCAAACACGGUGUAAAACAGCGCAAAGAUGCCGGGGAUGAUGGAUAAAGGCUCGGAGUAUUUGGGCAAAGGUCGCUCGAACGGAACCAAGAGUCCGUCCAACGCGUCCAACGGACAUUUUUCUGACGAGAGCGGCAGCGACGACGAGCACGGUGGGUAUAGCCUCGAACAGCCUCCCGUCGCUCCCCGUAUGUCCGUUUCUAACGCGGUUAUCUGACUGUAAUAAGUCCUGGUUUUGAUUUUGGUGUUUUCCAGAUGUGGGGAUGCGAGUUGGAGCGGACUAUCAGGCCAACAUCCCGGAGUUCGAGCCCGGUGAGGUUCCGCUGUUUGUGGCUGAGUGACGGACGGUGGUAGCCUCGGUCCAUGUUCAGGACUACAGACUGAAGACUACAGACUCAGCUUUGACUGUGUUAUUACUGCAGGCUCAGACAUGAACCGAGGCUACCAACCUUACACUGAUACUGUUCGACUCAGAUCAGCUCAGGGUGUGUGUUUGUGUGUUUUUAUCGAUAUAAAGAGGAGGUCAAUAUCUGUGAUCACAUGUUCAGACAAUAAUUAUUAUUCUAGCAUGAUCAUAAAGUAUUUUUGUACACAAACCUAUUGUUUGUCCACUCCUUUUUGGCAGUUUCCUUUCAUUUUUACUGUCAAAGGUUAUAAAAGCUCUGGGUUUUUACCCAAAGACACUGAUAUAUGUGUGUAAAAACUACCUUUAAAAAAGCUACAGUGAUCAGUUUAAUAAGAACUCCAGAAAUGUUCCCAAGAUUUGUGACGAGAAGAUGAAACUUAAAGAGCUUAAUUAAUUUAACAAAAUCAAGAAAAAAUGAUCAGGUUCAACAAAGUCUGAGAAAACCUGAAAGGUUCCUGGAACAUGAAAUCGACCUUUUCCAGGCCUGGAAUAGUUUGGAAACAUAAGAAAACUCUAAAAGUUCUGGAAAAGUUGUAGAAAUGUUCUUUAGUAAAACUCCGUCACAGAGCAUAUCACGCAUGAGUGAGACUUAAAAAAUCUGUAAUUUAAAGAGAACCAUGGAUGUCAUGAAUUUUAGUUAAAAUCACCAAUAAUCUUGGCCUGUUGUUUGUACUUACUUUACACAUUUACACAGAAGUUUGGGAAAAUAGAUGGAACUGGACACUUACCUCUCAAGAUCAUGAAAUAUAAAAAGACCAUAACAGCAUAGCUGUUAAUUGCCGGAACUUUGUUUUAUAUAUGAAUAGGAGAGUGAGCUCCAUGUAAAUGUAUGAGUAGGAGGAGCAUGAAGGAGUUGUGGAUGGAUGGUAAACUUGUUCUUCUGUUUGUUCCCCUUCAGGUUCUACCAAAUACUCUGAUAAAGACAGUGGAGGGAUGCUGGUCUGGUCUCCCUACCAUAACAUUGUUGACUCAAAGUGUAAGUUCUCUCUUAGCCGCAGUCCUCUAAUAGGUCCUCACGUCAGUCACUUCAACUGUGUUUGUUUCCUCCACAGUGGACGAGUACAUCGCCAUCGCCAAAGAGAAACACGGAUACAAUGUGGAGCAGGUGAGUCACAGACUCCGCCUUCAACUCUCUCAGUCAGAUAUCUGUUUGAAAAACCAAAAUCCCCAAAAACUGCUGAUGAAGAACAGAAUAAAAGAAACUUCUGAGUCUGUUAAGAUGUUCCCUUUUUUAGGGAACAACAGACAAUUCAAAGGUUUUCUCCUGUGGAUUUGGGUCCACAGACAAAUGUGAUCGAUCGUGGGUGUAUCCUAUCCUUAUAGGCCACAUGAUAAUAUGAAACAGUUCCUGCAGGUCAGGGCUGUAUUUGUCAUGUCUGAUUGUAAAUGUUUGUGAUUUGAGGACAGCUGGUUUUUCUGAGGACCAAACUCUGUGAUUUGCUGGACUGUUAUUGUGGGUGUGUUCACAGGCUCUGGGGAUGCUCUUCUGGCACAAACACAACAUUGAGAAGUCUCUGGCGGACCUGCCGAACUUCACCCCCUUUCCAGACGAGUGGACGGUGGAGGACAAAGUCCUGUUCGAACAGGCCUUCAGCUUCCACGGGAAGAGUUUCCACCGCAUCCAGCAGAUGGUAAAUACUCCAGAGUUUAUCAGCCAGGGUUCAACUUUUAUAGCAGCCACCACCAAACGUUCCUGUCAAACCUCCACAGAGAAGUGUGAGAGCCCUACUGGAUUGGUCUUAUUCUUUCUUCUGUACCUUUGAAGACCCAAGCAUGCCCCCAAACUCCAGGAUUUUUGCCAGGUAGAUGUUCCACGCAGAGACACUGAAAAGUCUUCUCCAGAGGUUUUAGUUGAACAUCUGGUCUUGUAGAUUUACAGGAUGGAUAUUUGACACAUGAUGAACUCCUGUAGCGGCUAGCGUAACGUUGACACAUCCGCAGUAAAAGCUUUCAGAGCUUGGUAGACGUGGUACUGAGUUUCACACUCAAUGUCCAACCUGUACCAGAUCUCUCAGGUCCAAUUCUGGUCCCUGCCUAGUUCCAGUUCUCCUAGUUUUUUCUCCCAGAUUUAGCAGGAAACAAGUGGCGUUAGCAGUAGAUCAACUCACCCAUGACCUACUAAAUCACCUCGUAUUUCUCUUAGCUUCCAGACAAAUCCAUCUCCAGUCUGGUGAAGUAUUAUUACUCUUGGAAGAAGACUCGAUCCAGAACCAGCCUGAUGGACCGGCAGGCCCGAAAACUGGCCAACAGGAGCAACCAGGACGACAGGUAGGGUUCAGCCAGCAAAGGUCAGAGGUCGGAGUGCCUCAGUCUCAUUUACAAACAUGAAAACUGCUGUUGAUGAUGCCUGAUGACUUGAAUUCAUAAUUCCACUGACGGAACAACAUCCAGCUACAACAGGUAGUAAUGUAUUGUUUGAACAGCAGGUGGUGCUACAACCAAGCAAGAGUUGUUCUCCUGUUUAACACAGGCUCUGGGACUGCUGCUGUAAAAACAGAAGAGGACAGGCGACUCAACAUGAAAACUGUUGAUUCUUGCAGUACUGCUGUACGUGGACAAAAUGUCCCACAAUGCAAUUCGAGCUGGUUUAAUAUCAGCUUCUUGAAUCUGAUAAUUGAUUAGUUAUUACAUGAACAUAUUGGGGUCAUUAGACUUGUUGAGUCUGUAGUCUUUGGGUUACCUGGGUCGUUUGGGGAGGUUCGAGUUCUUGGAGUUGUAGUGUCUCAGGUUGUUAAAGCCAGAGGGACUGUUGGAGUUUUUGUUAAGGCGGGGUUUCCAGUUGUUGAGGCUGAUUUUUGUCUCAUUUUGUUGCCAUAGCGAUGAGGAGAUGGAGGAGGCCAAUCCAAUUGAAGCAAACGACAGUGACUAUGACCCCAACAAGGAAGCCAAGAAGGAGGUAGGUGGACUAAAUGAGGCGUUUCUGACCACAGUUAUGGUUCCACUGAGAUCUCUGCUCCCUGAGUUUGAUUUUUCUGAGUACGUCUUAAACUUCAGCCACUGAUGAAGAAGAAAACAGAUAAAACCUUAUUGAUUAACUCAUGGUUGAUGAGGAGGGGGACUUUGUUCUGAUUAACUGACUGUUCACAGUUUUUCUGUAUCUUGGGGGUUUGGGGCUGAUCCUGAACUACAUGAAUUCCAUCAGUGACGUUCCAUCCAUGUGUCUAUCCGUACAGAACCAGGUGGAGACAGUGGUACCAGGCUGUAAAAUGGCGUUGGGGCGGCGGGAGCAUCAGACCCUGCAGCACCGACACCACCAGCGCUCCCGCUGCCGCCCCCCCAAAGGCAUGUACCUGACCCAGGAGGAUGUAGUGGCCGUGUCCUGCAGCUCCUCCGCCGCUAACACCCUCCUCCGUCAGCUGGACAUGGAGCUGGUGUCCCUGAAGAGACAGGUGAGAGGUCACGACACUUUUCUCUUGUCUUCUUGUUUCAUCACAGAGAGGAACCAAGAAAAGUGAAGCAGAAGAAAAGGAAAAUGAAGUUUCAGUAAACAUAAAUAAACACCAUGCAAUCGGACUUCUAAUCGCCAGAAUGAAGAUUGAAUCUUUUGUUCACCCUUCAGUGUCCAUAAAGUCACUCAAACCGUGGUCACACACACCUGAAAAACCUCCUGAAUUUUCAGUGUUUGUUAUGUGUCAAAGUAAGACACCUGAUUUGGCCAAAGUUCCUCUCUGGCUUCCUCCAGAUUUUUUCCUACCCAUCUACAAGUUAAAUUUCAAAAAGAAGUGGAGGUGAGCGGAUGGAAGAGCACAACAAGUUGGGCUGGAACAGCAAAAAUGAGUCCCCGGGGUAAUCAAGUCAACUGUGAAGCUCUGUAGGCGUGAGCUCGCCUCACCUUCACUCAUGCUCAGAUGGAAACAAUGGCAACCACAACCGGCACCAAAACUGAAUGUUACUUUGCUUCACUGGACACGUUUCUCACUACGCCAUCUGAAAAUAUAACAAGGAGGAGGAGAGAGAUCCCUCUGGAGAACUGUGACCGACCCGUCUCAGUGCGAUCUUAUUCUGGGAGACACUCCCAUUAAAUAGAUGAAGAGUCAUUUCACAGAUGUAAAAAUGAGAACAUUGAAGAAAACUGAAGCAAAAGUUUCAUCAUUCUUCAAACUAAUGUACUUGAUAAUAGACGAUAAACAAAGUAACAGCAAUAAUAAACUAUUACCCCAGAAAUAACAUCUGAGACCUGAAUCGCCGUCACCGCAGCAGCAGCCUGAACAGCAGGUAGUAUUCUGGGAAACGACCAUUAGUGAGCAGGACACCUGCCCAGAAACUUUGGCUUUUUUUUUUAAUCAAAUCAGAGAUUAUGAGUUCACAGUUAAUUGAGUUUGUGUUUGGAUCUUCAGGUGCAGAAUGCCAAACAGAUGAACAGCGGACUGAAGCACAUCCUGGAGUCUGGGAUUGAAGAGUUCAGAAUGCCUGAGGUGUUACAGACUGCUCCAAAACAACAAAAACAGCAACCACCACCCAAACACGUUUCAGUAAUACACUGAAGCUCUGUAAACUCUUUGUCUCCAUAGAGUAACCAGAAGGUGAACGCCCGCUGGACCACAGACGAACAGCUGCUGGCCGUUCAAGGUGAGCUCCAGAUAUCAUCAAUCUUACUUGAAACUUGAAACUCAAGAUAAGACCGUCUGUCAGGGUCCCACAUGACUUCUUCUUCUGUGUGUUUAUUUAUUAAAAUUCAUCUCUGAUGUUCUUCAGGUGUGAGGAAAUAUGGGAAAGACUUCCAGGCCAUCGCUGACGUCAUCGGGAACAAGACGGUGGGCCAGGUGAAGAACUUCUUCGUAAACUACCGAAGACGGUUCAACCUGGAUGAAGUACUGCAGGAGUGGGAGGCGGAGCAGGGGACGCGAGCCCCCAACGGAGACAGUGCCACCUCUGGAGAGGAGGGGAAGAACAGCUCCACCACUCCGUCGGGGAAGAGCACUGACGAAGAGGACGAAGAGGUGAGACGGUGAAGUGGAAAGAGGGGUCGUGUUUGUGUUUGUUUACUAGAUGAGCUUGAGAUUUCUUUGUUUUUGUUUCGUUACCAUCAAAGUCACGUGAAAGUAGACGGCUGGUCUCCUCAUGCAGAGAGCAUCUACAUGGGCCUGGGCGAUCUGGCAAAAAAAUGUUAACAAUAUAUUUUGUCAUAUCGUUCGAUCUCGAUAAUUAUCACGAUUUUUUUUAAUCGAAGAACACGAAGGCCAGUUUGAGUCUGACUGAAGCGUAAACAUGCUGAAGAUAUUCCAUUCCCAUUCCACUAUGAGGUGGUAAUGACUCCGCCCUCUUUUCUCUGCAGGGUCAGGUGACCUCAUCUGGUGCGUCUCCUGCUGCCUCCACUUCCUCUUCAGCUCAGAUACCAGUGACAUCCAGCUCUUCCUCCUCCUCCUCAUCCUCCUCCCUCCAUCAGCCCCCUCCUCUCUUGCGUCCCUCCCUCCCUGCCACCCCCUCUUUGCAUCGCCAGCCUCCGCCGCUCCAACAGCAGGCCCGCUUCCUGCAGCCUCGCCCCACCCUGCAGCAGCCUCCGCCUCUCAUCCGCCCAUCCAACCCCCUUCCUCCCCGCCUUAACCCCCGCCCUUCAGCUCCUAUGACCCUCUGUGGUAACUCUGGAGGAUCAGGGCCAAGCUCCUCCCAGCAGCAGCAACCAAGCCUGGCUGGACACCAAUCAGAGACGGCCUCUUCCUCUUCUCUCCACUAAUGAACUCUCAACAACGAAAGCUCUCUGCUGCGGAAAUCUGUUUGACUUUAUUCCUCAACACGACGACUGUGUUUUCACUACAUCCAAUCAGCUCUUUCUGUUACCGCACCUGAACAUGGAGGUGACAUGUUUACAUUCUACAACAUCCAAGAAAGACAGUGAACAGUGUGUGUGUGGGGGCGGGGGGGUUAAAGUUCGUCUUCCCCUCCAAACUGUCAUGCUUUGUGCCUGCUGGGUGAGUUUACAGUCGAGGUUGUUCGGCUGUUUUGAGCAAGAGCCUUCGAUCUUUUCUUAAUCCCCUUCAGACACAUGGCGUCUCUCAGGGUUCAAUACUGGAUCCCUUUUGUUUUUCAUCAGGUUGUGACAAACCCACAUUAACCACAAACAUAAAUUCAUACAGAAACAUAUCCUUAAUUUGUCGGAGAUUUAGUCACUCUGACUAGGAGCCCAGUGAGUAUCUAAAGCUUGAUUGGUUUACGGUCCCUGCUCGAUUUAGUCUGUUUUAAAUUCUUGAAAAGACUUCAAAGAGUUGAAGGAUAUUUUUCUGUCUGGUCUGAAAAUAGCUGAAUACCUAAAACAUGGCGGUUCAAAAGCAAGAAAAGAGGUAAACUUCUAAUCUGUGUAAUUUAAAACUUUUAACCCCUUUAAAAUCUUUGUGAAGUAUUCUGGGCCCUGGAUGUAAACACUUCACCUGUAGGGGGUGCUAAAGGCUCUCAGGUCAGUGAUGCCACUUUUGGCUCCCUAUGUUUGUUGUAUUCAAUCCAAAAGCUGUAACUCAAACAAUGAAAAAAAGUUCUCUGUACUGUUCUGGGUUCAAGAAUAUAUUGUUGGUUGUUCUUUUUAUUCUGUUUAGACUCAAACCAAAGACGGGUGUUGUCCGGCCUCGUGUCUCUGAGUCUCCAGGAACUUUGUUUUCUUUAGUCCAACAGCUGCUGGUUUAGGUUUUGUUCGUCAAACUCACAGAGGAAAAAUACAGCUGUUGUUGCUGGAGAGAGUUUCUGAAUUUGAUUAACAUAUUAGACUCUGAAAACACACAGUACGACUUGUUGGUUUGAGUCUAAACUGGCAGAGAGGAUUUCAACAUACUUCUUUCUUUUCAUAUCUUGAACAGAUCACUUUAUUUUUCACCCAGCAUGGCGGUGUAUUCCUAAGAAGAGGUCAAUAUCUGGCAUGGUGUUUUAUUGUAGUAGAUGGCGAUGAAGCUGAAGGCCUCAGUGUUGUGUACAGUAGCAGUAGAUGUCUAUGUGUACAGUUUGGUACCUGUAUUUGUUGUCCUUUAGCUGUGGCUAACCCAUUAGCUAUCAGCAGCUGCACUUUUUCAUUCGAUCACUGAUUUUAGACUCUAAAAGUUAAACUCUCAGACAUCUUGCAGUUUGUGUGAAAUUCUCAUUUUUGUGUCCUUAACAUUUCUUCGGGUUGUUCUGUUGUCUAGUCAAACUAAGAACCUUCAUCAUCCUCAUCAACAUGAGCGUCUGACUCUGAGGGUCAGGUGUGCCGUCCGUCUGCCUCAUCAUUAUUUAUUCUUCUUCCCGGUGCUAACAUGUUGGACUGGGUGUAAAAUGAUUGUGAAAGUGCUCUUAAUCCUUUUUUUUGGACAAACAUUAAAUGUCACUGAAUCCUGGAGUCACUCGUGGAGUCUUUUGAGUUUUAGCAGAUUAAAUAUCGAUGUUAAAGUGAA
Xyrichtys novacula (pearly razorfish) is the source of this 7844-nucleotide messenger RNA. The record is from the annotation of a GenBank genome assembly. Lineage: Eukaryota; Metazoa; Chordata; Actinopteri; Labriformes; Labridae.